This is a messenger RNA of Podarcis lilfordi (Lilford's wall lizard), 9878 nucleotides long. The record is from the annotation of a GenBank genome assembly. Lineage: Eukaryota; Metazoa; Chordata; Lepidosauria; Squamata; Lacertidae.
AUGGCUCAGUGGGCGGGUGCUUAUUUGAACGAGACCCCACCCCCGGUGUGCUGUACCUCCGUGCAGGACAACCAGGGCAGGUGGCUCUUACGUCUGGUGAUGCCAAAGGAUGCCGCCAGGUGCAAUCUUGGUCUUCCAGCUGUCUCUUGCUUCUUGAGUUUUCUGACAGUGCACCUGUGCCUUUAGCGGCUGCACAGGAGGCAGGAACUCAGCAGGCAAAGUUUCUCCGUCUCCGCAUCUCCUAAAUGCUGUGGAAAGCUGCACCUGUUGAAUUCCUGGCUGUUAACGCAGCUGCUGUAAAGGGUGCAGUGGGAACCAGGAGAGAUAGUGGAAGAAUGUGCCUGUGUUGAGGGGCGGCAGACUGGUAUAGCUGGGGUUCAGUGUCGUUGAUAGUGGGAGGAUUCUAGAAACGGAAGGCUCACAGAAUCCUAGAGCUGGAAGGGACCUAAAGGGGCAUCUAGACCAACCCCCUGCAAUGCAGGAAUCACAGCGAAGAUCUCCUUGGCAGCUUUGCUAGUGGGAAGCAAUCUACUUCGGUGGUAGAGCCCCAACUUUGCAUGGAGCUGAUCCCAGAGUCACUCUCAAACCAUUUCCUUAACUGUGUGAUGAAAGAGGUUUCCUUCUGAUAUUAUUUAUAUAUAUAUAUAUAUAUAUAUAUAUAUAUAUAUAUAUAUAUGUAUUUGGGGUGGAGGAGGGCAUGGGGGCAAUGUGGCCUGACUCCCAAGCUUUGCUGUACACAAUGUAUUUUUUGUGAGGCAGUGUGUGUGUGUGUCUGUGCUUUCUGUUAAUGCGGGUGAGAAUAGCUCUUGGAAUUUGCAGGUUGAACCAUACCUCUUGAAUGGGGGGCAUCUCUAAUAAAAGUUCUUCAAUUAUUGGACUGUCAUCCUAGGUUUUCAUAAACAGUUGUUCUUGCACCUCUAGGGUAGUGGCUGAUUUGAUGCUCCUUCAUUCAGUUGCUCCCCUCAUCUGACACACCUGAUCCAUUAGUACCAUUGGGCUAGUCCAGUGGAACUCUUUGCCACUGGAGAUUCAGCAGGUACCUUCUGUGUCAACUUUGAAACGCCUGCUGAAAACUUUUUAGUACCUUCAGAAAAUAAAGAACGCACCCUUCCACAAUGUUUUUUUUUAAAAAAACCCCUGUUUAUAUGGUUUUAUUGCUGUAAACUGCAAUUUUUCAAUGACGCAGCAGUAUACUAGCAUUUUGUAAAACGCAGGUUCUCCUUCAGUGCCUCACCCAAAGGCCCAUGCCCAUCUCUCACCCUGUCUUUGCUCCCUCCCCUCCCCUAUAUAGGAGUUGGCAGCUGCAGGCACAGAGAAGAUGAGGAACCCUCCGCUCCGGAUCCUGGUCUCGGGUUCAGAGGAGUCUGGGAAGUCCACCCUCGUUGGCCACCUUCUCUACAAAUGUGGGCAUCUUAAAGCAGAAACUAUGGAGACCCUCUGGAAACAGGUAUCUCCUUCCUAAUUAUUAAGUUUGUGGCUUGACUUUCUGCCAAAUGAUGCUCAAGGUGGCUCAAAGCAAGGAAAAUACAAAGUAUUUUCACAUGCCACCCCUGUCUCCGAGUGGCGAGAGACCCCAGGAGCUGCAGGUGCUUCAGAAUCUCUGGAUAUCUAUACAACCUGAGCGUAAGAUGGAGGGGUUCAUGGCCCCAACAGCCCCGGUAGAUCUUGCUUCUCCAUUAAUCACAGCUUUGGGUCCAGUGUAGAGCAAGCAGGUCACUGGGUCUCCUUCUUCAAGCCCUUCCCCAGCUUCCAGCUCACCUGGCAGCCAGGUGAGCAGGGUGGAGAAAUGCCCCCUCCCCCAAUCAGCCUGGAAGGUCCCAUCACUGGUUGCUGUUCCUGUAACCUGCCUCAUUCUUUUGGGAUGCUGAUGAGGACAUUGCAGUAGCCAGCUAAGGUCAUGGUCUUGCAAAGAAACUUGUCUGACUAGUUCUGAAAUAAAACCUUAGAUUCUCCCUGGGUACAGGACCCCCAAGAACUGGAAUGGACUCGGGGCAUCAUCCAGACUGAAACCCCUCCCCAAAACACCCAACAAUACAGUGGUACCUCUGGUUAAGAACUUAAUUCAUUCCGGAGGUCCGUUCUGAACCUGAAACUGUUCUUAACCUGAAGCACCACUUUAGCUAAUGGGGGCUCCUGCUGCUGCUGCGCCGCCGGAGCCCGAUUUCUGUUCUCAUCCUGAAGCAAAGUUCUUAACCUGAGGUACUAUUUCCGGCUUAGCGGAGUCUGUAACCUGAAGCGUCUGUAACCCGAGGUACCACUGUAUUUUCCAUUAAAGAGAACAUAAAAUCAGUGUAAAUGACAUCAUAUAGGCAGUGCCAAUAAAACAUGUCAAUGAAUAAAGUGUUAACCUGGAUACUGCUUGGCAUACCUAAGUGCUGUUAAACGGGGGUGGGGGUGGUGUCCGCUGUAUGCCCCUGCCUGCUUGGGAUUUUCUGCCACCUCUGUCUCCUUUGCAGAAGGUGGAGCAAGGCAAGUCGUACCGGCAGUUGCUGCAGACCCUCCAGCAAGUUCAGAAAAGGGGUGCGGCUCCGGGGAGAGGGCAUUACAAGAGCCCCACGUAUGAUGUCACCAUUGCAGAACCCCCAAGUCGUGUAGGGAUGUACCGCAGCUGCUGCUUGCAAGGCCAGCAAAAGGUGAGAGUCUCUGCUCCUCAGCAGCUGAGGGGACAAGAGAGGUUUCAUGCCAAAGGUUGUGUCCUGCGCAUGCAGUAAAUGUGUUGGGCGGGAAGGGGCUGGGUGUCAAAUUCUCCCCCCUCCUCACUCUCAGUUUUGCCCUUUUAAAGCUCAGCGGGAAGAAGAGGGGUGGCAUAAAACGAGAAUUCCUUGGCUCUGCCAGCCGCUCGCUCUGGCACCACCUUCUGUCCACCUCCUUGUCUUCUGUCCUGCCAGUUCCAAUGGGUACCAGCCACCACCGUCUUGUCAAAUCUUUGGGCUCUUCCUUGGCCUGGACCUUCUCAAUCAGGGGCCAGCAACCUAAGGCCCGGGGGCCAGAUGCGGCCCAAUCGCCUUCUAUUAUUUUUUUUAAAAAAUAAUAUUUAUUAAUAAUUUCAGAAUUACAGAAAAAAAUAAAAAAUAAAAAACAACACUGCAAUACAUAAAAAGAAGAAAAAACGCAAAACAUAAAAACCAAUAGAACAAUACAGCAAAAAGAAAAUAAAAAAAAGAGGGGGGAAAAAGACACAAAUCCCAUAUUACAUAUCUUUAACUUCCAUUUGCUUGUUUCGUUGACCUCCUCACACCUCCCUUUUUGUAUUCUAGUCUAGUUAGUUAUUUCAGCAAAUUCUUUCCAUCUUUCUCAAUUUUUAUUAGAUGAUUUAUCUUAACAAUUUAACCUAUUAAUUAACUCGAGGGAUCCUUUCCAUCUUUCCCCAUAUUCUGUUAUUCAAAUUACCUUAAUUUAUUUAACCUUAUCUUACCAUAAAAUACCUUAAAACUUAAAACUUAAUACUCAGUUAUACAUAACUCCUGAUAUCAUUUCUGCUAGAGUCAUAUAGUUUCAUUCCAACAUUUUCCCUAAUAUUCAUUAAUUUUAGGCUAAUUCCCUAAAUAAAAAUUUUUUCUUUAUAAAUUUUCUUCCAGUCUUCAUCCAACGUCUCUUUUUCCUGGUCUCAGGUCGUGUCAGUCCUUACUGUCCAUUCCAUCUAGUCCAUCAACCUGGAAGUCUUAUGUCCGAGGCCCUUAAGUCUCUUCCAUGUCCCUUCUGCAGAUCUUCUUCUUCUUGUUUAUACUUGCACUUUUCCUUGUCUUUUGUUGGUCUCUUUCUUAAUUUCUUUCCUUUCUCAUUGAGGAGUAGGUCUCUGGGGGGUUCCAACCCAAAGUUAUCUCCGUCUCCCUUCAUCAAACCAGCCCAUUCCCCACAGUCCCACUCCCCACAGUCAUCAAUAUAAUCCAAAAAAUAUUUACGAGCAUAUUUCGAAGUCUCUCCAAAGUUAAAAGCCUCCUCAGCUCCAGACUCCCCCUGGCCCACUCCAACUUCAAUCUUCAAAAACAGUGGCUUAUGCUCCUGUAGGGCCUUGGGCCUCUCCAUUUGUAUUAUUUGAGGUGCAACCGCAGCCUCCUCCAUUAUCUUCUGCACUUGCCCCAUCAAUACAGGUUCCUGAGUUGGAUCCUGGAUGGUUUCUGUAUCACUAUUCACUAUUUGUCCACAGUUAUUGGCCACAACAGUCAUCAAAUCCAUUUUCUCAUUCAUCAAAUCCAUCUUCUCAUGCAUCUGUUCUAACAAAGCACUUGUCUUGCAUAAAGCAAGCACCAAAACUUCCUUCCAGCUCAUAUUUAGUCAAGGUCAAAAGGACUAAUCCCACAAUCUUAAUCUCACAGCUGUGGGAUCCUCCAGUAGACUGCAGCAACAAUUUAGCAGGCUCCCUCUAGAGGAGACAAUUUCUAUUUGUAUCCAUCUUUUUAAGGCAAGUCCAACAAAGGAAAAUUACUUUCAUUUUUCAGAUAUUUUGUUUCUUUAGAAUGCAAAAGGCAACAUUGGAAUCAGUUUAUUUCUCUUCUUCAGCUAUCUGUCAAAGUAUUCCAUUCACAGUCAAUGAACCUCUCCAACAAUUUCUGUCUCUGACACCCCGUUCCCAGGUUAGAGACGGUGGAAACUUAUCUUUCUUCACUCCCUCUCCUGCAGGCGUUACACAAAGUUCCCCCCCUUUUCGCCUGCUUCCAGGGGGGUUUCAGUAGUUAUAAAUGAAGGAAAUUUAGGCUUUUUAAACAACUUUCCAGGCUUUAGCUUACAAGGUUUUUGCUUUAGUCUAUAUACAAAAAGCGGAAGGCGGACUUCCUGUUUUGAACCUUCCCACUUCGAUGUCAAAUUAAGAUAUUUCUUGAUCCAAUUUUCCGUUUCUACUCACGGGUACUUGUUUUAAAUCCAAUUGUCCACAGGAAAAAGUCAGCGCUCUCCGGCAAUGGCUAUGCGGCUUCACUCCGUGAAAGUAGCAGUCAGUUCGCAGCACCGCGCUGCUCACCCCACUUCACUCCGGAAUCCCAAAAAGGGGUUCCCCAUGAGUAGGGGGGCGCUCCUGGUGCCCUGCCGAACCCCACGUUCCCAGGCUUCCUCCGCCUGGGAUUUCUAGCGGGUCCCCACCUUCGCCGCGGCGGGAAGACCCAGUUUCCACGGAGCCAGUUCCUCCGGACGGAGGAACUCCGCCACUCACUGAUGGCGCUAACCUGGAAGUCCCGGCCCAAUCGCCUUCUAAAUCUGGCCUUCAGACGGUCUGGGAAUCAGCAUGUUUUUACAUGAGUAGAAUGUGUGCUUUUCUUUAAAAGGCAUCUCUGGGUUAUUUGUGGGGCAUAGGAAUUCGUUCAUUCCCCCCCCCCAAUAUAGUCCGGCCCCCCACAAGGUCUGAGGGACAGUGGACCGGCCCCCUGCUGAAAAAGUUUGCUAACCCCUGUUCUAAAUCAGGGGUAGGCAACCUAAGGUCCACGGGCCCCAAGCAGCCUACAAGGCCCACGAGCCACCCCUGAACUGAGUCGCCCACUUGGCAAGUCCCUGUGCGCUGCGCUAAACUGGCGCAGUAUGGUGCGGGAACUUUCUUCUGCGGUGCCGGAAAUUGCAUCUGCGCAGAUGCUGGAAAUGGCAGGCGCGCGUGUGAUCCAGCCCACAGAGGGAUCUCUGCUGGAGUGAACCGGCCCAGGCGAGGUAAACCUUGCGGACCCCUGUUCUAAAUGCAUCCCCCCCCCGCAACACCCUCUGAUGUAGUAGGGCUGUUCCCACAGGAGGCAAUGACAGCAAUUUAACAUGAAUUUUACUAUCUAAUGAGACCAUUGAUCCAUAAAAUGAAAGCAAUAAACAAUGUACUGCAGUCACACAAUCAAUCAGUAGCUGAACUGGGUUCCACACAGUCACAGAAACAAAACGAAAAGAACUGCAAAAAUGCAAAAUAGCAAAAACAGACCGACCUCAGAGUAACACUCAAAAUGGAAGCAUGGCACUCAAAACAGAGCAUGUUCAGCUUCUGAAAAAAGUUCGCAAGCUGGAACACUUACUUCCGAGUUUGCAGUGUUUGGGUUCCAAGUUGUUUAAGUACCAAGGCAUUUGAGAUGCAAAGUACCACUGUAUGCGCUUGCAUCCAAGGGGUUGUGGGGGCUUCAGCCCCUACAAUAAAGCCCCAUGAAGGGAGGGGGCUCUGUUGCCUGAACCCUGCUUGCAAGUUUCCCAUUGAGGCCUCUGCUUGGCCGUUGUGAGUAGAGACUGCUGGGCUAGAGAGCCAUCUUCUGAUGUUCUUAUGGAAUACCCUUCCCUGGCAGAAAGUCAGGGCCAGGCGACUGAGAGUUUUGACGGCCUUUUCUUUCCUCCUCUCCCUCCCUCAGGUUGACUGCCUGCUGUUUGUGAUCUCUGCAGAGAAGAGGGACUUUGAAAUGCGUUGGCACAUGACCCAGAAGCAGAUCCUGCUGGCCAGCAAACUCCCGGUGAAGCAGCUCGUGGUGUGUGUCAACAAGAUGGACUCUUCCACGCCGGAGCCUUACAGCUGCGACCGCUACAAAUACAUCGUUGGGAAAGUGUGGGACUGGCUCUGGGCGUGGGACAGGGACCCCAGGAAGGUGCUCUUUCUCCCCAUCUCAGCCCUCUAUGGGGACAACCUGCAGGAGCCCAGCCUCAAGGUAGGCAACCCAUCUCUCGGGGAAACUGAGGGUAGCAGAUGCCAUAAUGCAGCUGGGAGGAACACCCAGCUACCUAAAUCAGGGCUUCAGAUUCUGGUUCAGGCAUCAGUUGCAGGACCAAGAGGGAUCAAGGACCGUAGAGCCAUUUUUAAGGGGUUAUUUCCCGUAGUGGUUCAGACAACCAGCUGGCCCAGUCCUGCCAAUUGGAAGCCAGGCCACGCUGGUCAGAUAGAGGAAGUGGGGAGGUGGGUAUCUCAGGUGGAAAUUGCUAAGGGAUUUCUCAAUCUCCCUGACGGACGGACUUAAUCAGUAAUCCAUGGACGCGACUUCUUCGUUAACCGGGCCGGCACUAUAAUGGGCCAAGGUGAGGCGGGUGCCUCAGUUUGCAGAAUUGGAGGAGGGGCAGAUUUGGUUCAGCGGAUGCAAGGUUGCUCCGGAAGUUGAACUGGGCAAGAAUCUGAGAGCCGGGGGGUCUGUCUGGGUCUCUCCUUUGCAGAUGACCUGGUUCUGCAGGUGGGAGAUCCUCAGGGAGAGAGGAGGAAUGGUCAAAGGCACAACUUUGCAGCAGUUCCUGGACACCUUCCCUGCUUGCCAUCUCAAACCGGACCUCCUGUAUACUCCUUUAGGUGGGUGGUACUCUUGAACUUGAGGGGUUUUUUUGUCUUAACAUUUAUUGAUAGAUAAAUUCAAAGAUAUACAGAAAUGCAUAUCCAUUACAAAGUCUCUUUUUAUAAUAUGCUGAGAUAAAACAGACACUUAAUCUAGAAAAGAGCCAAGUCUGGAGGAAGAAAAUGCAAGAAAAGGAGAAAUCUAAAGAAGGAGCAAGCAAGAGAAAAGGAAAGAAAGAAAAAAACGGAAGAAAAAUAGAGUAGAAUAAAAGGACUCCCGGCUCUUUGCAGCUACAGAUGAUAUUCAUUCUUUAAGCUCCAACCAUUCUAUCUUCUCUAAAGCAGUAUUUUUUUUCAAUCUUCAAAUCCAGAUAUUACAAGUUCAUUUUCUCUUUCAUGCAAAAAGUCCUUUUGGGAAGGCUGGAGGGACCAAGGAGCCACUGGGGUCAGAUGGUUCUCCUUGACACGGGGUGCAGAAGGAUGCUGUAGGAGAAAAAGGACAUGACGGUUGCCUGUCAAAGAUGCUUUAGCUGUGAUUCCUGCAUUUCCGGGGUUUGGACUUGAUGGAGAUGGAUUGAGGAUUAAGUCUGUAAAUCAAAAUUUAAGCAUUCUACCCCAUGUGUGUGGGAAAAAUAUGAAGGGCUUUUUAGCAGAGUAAACACACUUACGUGCUUUUGCAGCUUACUGGAAGCUAGGAAUUAGGCAAUUGCACCUUUUAUCCCUGUUUAUUUGUGUUCUGCUGAUCUUUUUCUCCUCUGUCCCUGUUGCUAAGAAUGAACCUUACGUUUUAGUAAAAACAUAAAUGUUUACUUACAUUUUAAUGCAGACAGCAAAUAUAUCAAUGUAGUAUGCAGGUAAAAUAGUUUUCAGUUACAAAAUACAAAACUAGUUUCCAAAAUGGAGCCUGGCCUUUGAGCAUGACCUUAACAGAUUGGAGAACAGGGUGCAAGCUAACAAUGAAUUUUAACAGGGACGAAUGUAAGGUCCUUCACAUAGGCAGGAAGAACCAGAUGCACAAAUAUAUGAUGGGGAAAACCUGAUUUAUUAGGAAUAGAUGUGAAAAGGAUCUAGGGGUCUUAGUGGACUACAAGCUUAACAUGAGUUCACAGUGUGAUGCCGCAGCAAAAAAAGCUAAUGCUAUUCUAGGCUGCAUCAACAGAAGUCUAGUUUCCUGAUCAAGGGAAGUAAUAGUAUUCUGCCUUGGUCAGACCACACCUGGAGUCCUGUGCCCAAUACUGGGCACCACAAUUUAAGAAGGAUGUUGACAAGCUGGAAGGUGUGCAGAGGAGGGAGACCAAGAUGGUCAAGGGUCUGGAAACCAAGUCUUAUGAGGAACGGUUGAAGGAGCUGGAGAAGUUUAGCCUGCAAAAGAGGAUAUUGAGAGGAGGUAUAAGAGCCAUCUUCAAAUAUAUCAAGGGCUGUCACAUGGAAGAUGGAGCAAGUUUGUUUUCUCCUGUUCUGGAGGGUAGGAUUCAAACCAAUAGCUCCAGGAAGAACUUUCUGACAGUAUGAGCUAUUUGACAGUUGGAAUGGUCUCCCUUGGGAGGUUGUGGAUUCUCCUCCAUUGGAGGUUUUUAAGCAGAGCUUGGAUGGCCAUCUGUCAUGGCUGCUUGGGCUGAGAUUCCUGCCUUGCAGAGGGUUGGACUAGAUGACCCUUGAGGUCCCUUCCAACUCUAUGAUUCUGUGAUUACAUCUGCUCACAUUGCUUACUUGAAAGGAAGAGAGAGACUGGGGCAAGAAGGAAGGAGAAAAGAUUGAAAUCCUUUGCCCUACAUCCUACCACAAGACGAUAUAACACCACAUAGACUUGCCUUGUUUAGGAAUGGAGGAACUCAAAGUGUCUUAACCCCUCCAUAUGCUUAUUUAGCAAAAGUAAUGUUCAUUUUGACUGCAGAUUAUCCCACUCUGGGUACCUCCCAACUCUACAAUUCUAUGGUUCUGUGACUGUUUUGUAGAAUGGACCGAGAAGGAAGAGAAGAUUCUCCUGAGGACAUGGAGGAGUCUCUCCUCCCAGACACCAGACCACAUCCCCAGCCCUUCUAUGAUGUCCACGGCUCUCAGGCAGGCAGGAGUCUGGCGCUCUGCAGAGCAGUGUCACAGCAAGGUGGAUGCCCUCCUGUGGCGCUACAUGGCUGACGUGCUCCGGGGAGGAAUCGAGUGCUCCCCUUCCUACUGGGAACUGCAUGACAUCCUGGGAUAUGAUGUCUCCACAGCAGCCUUUCAAUUGCGGCGAUGUAAGCAGGAACUGGUGCCAACAGCAAAUGCCCCCACUGCACCUGACCUGGGUUGGGCUGAAGAUGUGUUUGUCCUUCUGGGGCCUUCUGGUCAAGGAGCACUUGCCAUCCCAAAGGAGGGGGAGAAAGAAGAGCUUGUCAUCCCUGGGCCUUCUGGUCAAGAAGAACCUGUUGCUCCAGAGGAAGCACAACUUGUCCAUCCUGGGCAUUUUGAUCAAGGUGAGCCAGUUGUCCCAGAGGAGGGAGAGAGAGCAGAACUCAUCCUUCCUGGGCCUUCUGGUCAAGCAGAGCCUGUUGUCCCAGAGGAGGGAGAGGAAGCAGAACAUGUCCAUCCAGGGCCUUCUGGUCAAGGAGAGCCUUUUGUCCCAGAGGAGGGAGAGGAAGCAGAACAUGUCCAUCCAGGGCCUUCUGGUCAAGGAGAGCCUUUGUCCCCGAGGAGGUAG